AUGUGGUGGACUUUAGUACUCCUUCUGAUAAACUCCGCGAAUUUUUCGUGGUGUAGUGGCGGUAGCAAUGGCAAGGUAAGUUCUCAUAGAUCGCAAACUAGUCUCCGUAGUUCUAUCUCUUCGACGAGGAUUCAUAACUCAGUCGUAGUUUUUUCUCUUUUCGAUAAUUGUUAUUCAUAAAUUUGUUUUGUAACAUUUUAAUUCUUUUCUUUGUACAGAGACUCGCCGAGCAUCCUUUACCGAGAUCUCUUCCUGAAUCAAAGCUAAACGACUUGGCCCAGAGAACAGAUUACGAUGCCUUCUACAGCGAUACUUUCAUGAAAGGACUUUACCACGUCCGAUACCCAGGAACACAGGGGCAUCAUAAAGUAAAAAUGGUAAGAGAAAGACGGUAAAGCUCACCUCCGUAACGUAUUCGAGUAAACAAUCAGGCUACUUGUCUCAAUUGCCGUUCGCGGAGUAAUCUUUGUUUAAACCAUAUGCAUCUUUUCUCCUCUCGAACCAUUGCGCUUUUAUUUGCGCUCUUCAAUUUUCACGAAUCGUAUUUCGAGUGAGUUUAUUUCCCUGUGGGAUCGUAUUGAAGUCCUUUCUACAAACAAUCGUAGUUCUUUACACUAACGUUACUGCUCUACCUGUUAAGUCAACAAAGCGAUCAAACAAAUCGAAGCGCGUUACGAAUUUUUUAUGCAUCGGAUUUGACAUUGAAAUACUUCCAAUAUUCGAACGUAAUACAAUAUUCUUUGUAUUGACACGGCUGUCGGUUGUUUUCCUUUCUAAAAUUGUUUUCGGAAGCAUUGCAAAACGGCUAUCUUCAAUUCAGUUCAGCUGUGCAUGUUAACCAGUGUUUAUCACAUCGCCUGAUCGAAACUAAAUAUCAAUUUUCAACCGCUAUCUCUCUCUUCUUGUGGUUUUCUACCUCGGGUCAGUUUGACUUAAUAUCGAAAUAGCGGUUAAGGAGAUUUUCACCCCAAAAGUAUUUCGGUCAUUCGAUUAUAAUCCCAUGAAAAGUAACACGCGGGGUGUAAGUCCAAAUAAUUGUAAUUUUGAAAAGAAUGGAAUUCCCCGAAGCAAUUCUUCUCCAUAAUUGCUUACAGCGCUAAUCGCGUUAACAGACAAUGAAAACAAGCUCAGCAAAAUUGGCUGGCUUUUAAAAUUUGUCUCACGCUGGAAAAAGUAGUGCAAUAAUUAUCCUGUAUUUCUUUGAUCUAAAAUUUUUAAUUCAACCAAGUCUGUAUGUUUGUGAUAGAAGGUGAAAUUUAUCUUUGGGGCCGUUUAGAGAAAAGAUCAUUAGAAUUUUGAAACAGAAAAAAAUUAUGGGAAAAAAAAGGUAGAAAGAGUUGAUAUAAGUUUGAUUCCCAAAGUCUAAAGAAGAGAAUCAUUUUAUGAAUUUUCUUUGAUAGUACUUUAAACUAUAACUACUGUGAAGAUAGAUUUCCACUUUGAAAUAAAUAUCAUUUCUAGAAUUAUAUAGUGCAGUUCAUGAGUAGAAUAACACUAUCAGAAACUCAAAUAGGGAAAGUUAUAAUUUUGUUUCCUUGUCUUCUUGGAAACUGGCAUGCCAUGCAAAUUUUUUAGUUAAAAUCUAGAAAUAAAUUAAAUGAAAAGAUUGAAGCUCAGUAUACAUUUCUGUAUUAUUUUUUGUAAUUUUUGAUAUCCUAUUGUGACCUUUUCUAUUCAAAACUCUCUAGAAAUUUAAAAAAUAGACAAUAGGGAAUUGUGUAUUAUCUCAACUUUAAAUUCAAAAUCAUUCCAUGUUUACAUUUAUCAAAUUAUCUCUAGAAGGAUUUUGUUCUAACAAACUGUGUACAUAAGGUUAGAGCAUCAAUAAAUCAAUGAAAGUGCUUGAUAUAUAUUUGUUUUCCAAGUCUUGGAUAUUAAUUUUGUCAAAUUGAGUAAAUUGGCAAAUGUAGGUUUUUGCUUAUUCUAUUUUAUCAUGUCAGGAUGUUAUUAGUUUUAUCAGGGGUAAUUUGUCAUAUUUAUGGAAAUGAAAUUCAAUUUUUUGAUUUAAUUUACCAUACGGUUAGCCACAAAUGAAAAUGAUUUGCAUCAAGUGUUACUUUUUCUUUCCUCAGAAGAGUGCUGUACAUCCUCUCCUACUUUGCUAAACAGUGUAAUACUUUUUUAGUUAGUUUUUUAAGCAUUAUGUAAUAUUUAACAACAAGUACUCUUGACAGUUAUCGAGUCUGUAGUUUCUCCAGUUUUAGGUCGAUAUACAGGGCACUCAACUCAUUUUUCUGGAAGUUUCCAUUUGGCAAACUAAGGUCAUAAAAUAUUUGCCAGAGAUAGAAUUUCAGUAAUGAGAAGAAAAAAUCAAAAAUAAAAGCAUUUUUGAGUUAUAAACUUAUGAUAAUCUGUUCAAAUUUCUGUUCAUUUCAACUAAAGACCAUACACUGUCAGUAUGAAAAUCUAAUUUCUUUGCUUAAAAAAGAUAUUAAAUAAACUUCAAGGGGAAGCUAAACUGUUCCAAUUAGAGUUAACAAUAUAAGUUAAAACUGGAAUCUUCUAGGACAGGAUUAUUUACAAUAUCAACAACAAUGACAAUGAAAUACCCUAUGUAAGAUGUACCCAGUAUGAAGUUUUUUUCAUAAAAGGUAAUUUAUCUUGAACUUCUUUUUCCCUUCUAAUUUGUUUGCAAAUCUUCAUUGCAGUUUAUAAAGAAAGCAUUUGAAGACCUCAACUGGACAGUCACAUUGGACGAAUUUGAUGCUCCUACUCCUUACGGUACUAAGCGCUUCACCAAUGUGGUUGCCACCCUUAACCCCAAUGCAAAAAGAAGGCUAAUGCUAGCUGCACAUUAUGACUCCAAAUACAUGCGUGACAGAUACUUUCUUGGUGCCACAGAUUCAGCAAUGCCUUGUGCAAUGUUAAUUGAAAUUGCCAGAAUUGUCACCCCUUUCUUCAAGGCACGGGAACAGCAAAAAGGGAACGUUCAUGCAGAUGAGGAUGAGGUAUGGAACAGUGUCCAAUUAUCCUUUUACACCCUAACAUGAAUAUUCAAAUUCUCCACACUUUUGUCUUUACAUUUCCUUUAGUACUGACUAAGGAGAAAUUGUUUAACAAUCAGGAACUUCUUGAAUUGAUAAUCAAUUCCUUUAUUCUCAUGAUCUUUAUAUUCAAAUCAAGAGUGAUGAUGUAAAGAGAAAUUAGAAGCCAGUCACACUUGAGGAAUAAAGGAUUGUAGAGAAUUAUGGCUAUUGUAAUUCCAGUUGAUUGUUGCCCAGCAAGCUAAUGUUAGCAUGAUGGGUGGCAAGUGAAGGUUCAACCCUUCAACUCCCAGAUCAAAUUUGUCAUUCUCCUUACUGCCAACCAGACAAUUCAUAUAAAUGUUAGUUCAGAAAACUUAGUAUUGGAUCAAUUAAUUAACCCCAAAUUUAUAUUUUUUCAUUAUUCUCAUCACUCAUCUGGUUGAUAUUGUAUUGAUAUUUCAAGGAGAAAUUCUGCCUUGGUCACUCAUGGGAGUUAAAGGUUUAAGGUCCAAGGAGGGUAAAAGAUAAAUGUGAGGGGGUAAAAAAGUGUGAUGGAAGAGAGGGGUAAGAGUGAAAGAGUACAAAGAGGGGUGAGGAAAAGGGAUGACACCUUUUAAUUUUUUUUUUCUUUAUAGCAAUCAGACACAACAUUGCAAAUGGUUUUCUUUGAUGGUGAAGAAGCAUGGGUUGAGUGGAGUUCAACAGACUCACUUUAUGGCUCUCGACAUCUUGCAGAGAUGUGGAGCAAUACGUCUCACCCACCAGAUUCAAAUACUACAAUGAUAGACACAAUUGUAAGUAAUUCUUACCUUAAAAUAUUUUUUUAGAGGACUGAGAUCCUUUGAUACCCAUGAGUGAUUGCUAUGUAGAUUGCCCUGAUUUUUUCAAUGCUAUUUCAAGUUGACUUUAGUGAGCUCAAUUUUUUUGUCAGUUGCCAUUUGAUGACUGAAAUCAUGAGAACUUUUACCAGAAAUAUAAAAAAAAAAUAUGAUGACUCCACUAAGUUAUACCAAAAAUGAAAUCUUACUUGGUAGUCACUUUCAAUCAAUUGUGGACAUGCCUAAAUUAAUUCAAGGCAGAAAACCAAUGGGAUAGAGGUUUAUUUUAAAAGAGAAGAGGACAUAACAUCAAUAAUAUAAUAUAAUAUAAUAUAAUAUAAAGUAUAAUAAUAUAUUAUGAAUGUUUAUCUUAGUUGUACACAAGACCAUAGACACAGAGUAAUUGAAAAACAUUAGCUUGGUACAUGCCCCUUCCCCUAGGUAGGCUAGGAUUGUUUUCAAGUUUCUGCCCAGCUGUUUUUACAGCUGCAUUGAGUGGAAUGUUGGUAAACAACAAUUCUACAUCAAAGGACACCAUGAUCUCUCUUUCUUGAAUCAUUCUGUCACUGACGGGAGAUACAGAGUGGGCUGAUUUGGGCAGCAUAAAAUUUGAGCAACUUGUUAACAGGGAUAAGAUGUUAGCGAAAUAAGCAGACAAAUCAUAUGCAAAGGUGUUUGUGCAUGACACAAUUGGUCUCAGAGGAAUAUCAGCUUUGUGAGUCUUCAGUAAAACUGUAGAUUCUAUCUAGGUGGCUGUUUUUGUUGUGGUCUGAUUUUGUUGAAGAUGGCCUCUGAUAGAUUUUUGAUUUGUUUUGAGGUUAGCAGUUUCUUAGAAAACUUCCUCCUUAGACUAAUCAUCAGAUCUUUGUUUAAGAGCUGAUAUUGUCCUUUUUUGAUGAGGACCAUAUCAGAGAAUACCUUGGUCUGAUAGGUGUCAGCGUGUAAGACUACACCAGCACAUCCUUAAAGUAAUGGAGAACCUUAAUGGCUGGUCCCCUUUCUAGUGUUUUAUGCAUCUCACAUUUAUUUUGUAACGUUAGCCUCUAAAUUAAGUGGUGAUCAUUUCCUUUAUUCUCAUGACCUUAAAGUUUGAUUCAGGAAUGAUAUCACAAGAAGAAAUUAGAUGCGAGUUGCUCUAAAGGGUAAAAGGGUUGAUUAGGAAAAUAAAUAUAUGGAAUUUUAAGGGUCAAACCAGUUUUCUGGCAGCUUUGAUCUGAAUUCAAUAUUAAAUCACUUUUGUAGUAGAAUACAUUUACAAUAUUAAAUCUCACUUUAAAAACUCUGUGUCAACUGUCUUGAAGUCUGCCAUCUUUUUGAUUCUCUAGAAGAGUGCAAGAAUUGUUUUUAGGAUUUUAAAGGCAAUUUGAUGGAUGUAUAAUAUUCAUCAAUGUUUUUUAUUUAAAACAUUAAUGAAUUAAAGACUCUAGAGCAUUGCACAUGCUUCAGUUCUCAGAAGGGUUCCUUCUGUUUAUGUUGAUUUGAAGUAACAAUUCUUAAUUUGUGAUUUGUUUUUUUCCAAAACAGAAUGCCAUGAUACUAUUGGAUCUGAUUGGUGCAGCUAACCCAGUGUUUUAUAACACUUUCAGAGAAACAAAUGAUUUAUUUGAGAGAUUACAGAUGAUUGGUAAGUGUCUUUCACUCUGAACAUGUUAAUUACAAACAGGAGAUUUACUUUGUGAAGCAUUUGUGAAAUGUAAUCAAGCUCCAUAUUUAGGAGAGCAGGGAUGAUGGAGUGUUAAAACCAUUCAAUAUUCUCUCUAUCCCAGGAGCUGGUGUCACAUGUGGUGUAGUUACAUUUGUCUUUACCCACCUAAUGGUUACCAAGCCUUAGAACAGGAGUGAGGCUAAGGUUGACCUCGUUAUGAUACAAACCUUGCUGCUUUUCAGAUGCAAAUUACUUUGUUAUUAUGCUAACUAGAUACUGGUCUCUAUCACAACAAGGUCACCUUCAACCUCACUCCAAAUCAAAGGCUUGGCAACUAAGUACACAGCUGUAAAAUGGCCUAUUGUUUCAUGGAAUAUUCAAAAUCAAAUGAAUUGAUACAAAUUUUAAGGCCUUCAAAAACAGUAUGAAGAAAAUUGACUUAAAAAAGUACUUUAUUUUAAAUUUUGGUUUAUGUGGAAUACCUGUGAAUUAGGUGGUGUGUCAUUCUAUUGUGUGAUGUCACACAUGAAUAGCUAAGCAUAUGACACAAAAAACUUGUAUUGUAUCGUAUACAAAACAUAGGGAAACAAAGAAGAGCGUGGCAGUAAAAGACAAUUUUGACUGAAAAAUCACUGCUACUGCACUAGAUGUAACAGACACAGAGAAAAAGAAAAUAACAAACCGUAAAAAAUGCAAAAUAAUACCUAACAUGUGAAACAGAAGAAGCCCACUUAGUAGAAAAAGCUAUAAGCUGAACAAAAAAACUGAACUAAGCAAAAAACUAAAGGCACAGAGAAAGACACUUACAUGAUCCUACAUGUGGGUUGAGUAUGAUGUUGAUUAUUGCUCCAGGACUCUAUAUAAACCAACACUCAAAAUUCUAAUUUUACCUGGAGAUAGAUGGUGAAAAAGAUCUUUUGGAUGUACCAUGGCUAAUUCUAUUUGUGAUAGUUAUUAUUGUCAUUUUUAUCAUGAUUGUUGUCAAUAUUAUUUUGCAUAUCAUUCUACACACAUCAGGGUCAGAGAAUUAAAGCAUUCCAUCCAAGACAAAAGUAACAUGAGAUUAUUAAACCUCUGAUGUUACUCUAAAGUGUACAAUUUAUAAUAAAAUCAUUUUGUACUUUUGUCACUUUUAACCAGAACGUCGCCUACUGAGCAACCAGCAGAUACAUAUACCACCUAACACCCAACAGCCAUAUUUCAUUCAAGGGCUAAUGGACAGAAGAUAUCUUGUAGAAGACGAUCACAUACCUUUCCUACGAAGAAGUAAGUAGUACAAGCUGUUAGAGAUUUCCUAGAUUGUGAACCCUGAGGAAAUGUUUAAUAUGUAGCCUAUAGAGUAUUCUCCAAGCUUCUUUCCCAAGAGCCAUCUCAUUGUCUCUAACUAAGUUUAUAUAGGUUGUAUGAGCCAACUGCUCACAGAAGAGUACAAAUAAUGUGCCAGUCAAAUACAAACAUCCUGCAUGGGAAUAUACCACACAGAUGAAUAGUGCUUUUUGCAUACACUAGUUGCUAGUUCAGAAGUGAACAGCAAGUACUGUAUUCACCUUUAAGUUUAACUGUCAGACCAUAUCUUGGUAUAUUGAAAGAUAAACUAAUCUUUUUGUAUCUGUAUGGUAUAUACUUAAAUGAUUAUAUACUUCAGCGUUGUUGAAAGUGGUGGAUAUUUAGGUUGCAGCUUUGCAGCUCGGUAAAUAUCCACCACUGUUCACCUCCACUUCAGUGAGUAAUUGUUAAAUAUUGUACAGUUAUUUGAGCAGUAAGUUAUUUUGUACUGUAAUCCAAUGCAAAAGUCAUGCAAGACCUGUCACAAACUGCCUCUCUAUUUGCUAAGCUUUUCCCACCUUAACCCUUUAACUCCCAAGAUCUCAUUAGUAAUUCUCCUUACCGACUCUCAUACAGUUCUUGUGAUGUUAGUUUUGAGAAUUUGGUAUUGGAUCAACUUAUAAUCCCUUAACUAAUAUUUUUCUUUAUUCUCAUCACUUGUCUGCUUGAUAUUGUAUUGAUAUUGUAAGGAGAAAUUCUGUCUUGGUCACUCAUGGGAGUUAAAGGGUGAAAAGAAACUUGCAGAUGAAAUGAAGCAGUUGGCUAAUCAAGAACUUAUUAGUUGUUUUGGUUUUCAGUUUUACUGAGUAUUACAAGUAUAAGGAGAUAUUAAAUGCUAGUCACUCUGAGGGGUGAAAUGGACUAAAAGAGUCUAGUGGUGAUUCUAACCCUUUAACCUGUAAGAGUGAUUAGCACCUAAUUUCUCCUUACAAUAUCAUCCCUGAAUCACACAUUUAGGUCAGGAGAAUGAAGGAAAUGAUCAUCAAAAAAAAAGAAGCUCUUGACUGUUAAACAAAUUCUCUUUGUCAGCACCUUAGGAAAUGUAGAGAGCAUAGUAUAGAGAGUUUGCAUACUGAUGUUAGGGUGUAAAGGGUUAAUUGAUUAUUAUUGCAAUGUUUGCAAAAUAUUUAUUUUAAUUUGACUUUAUCCUUUUUUAGAUGUUAAAAUUCUGCACUUGAUAUCACUGCCAUUCCCACCAUGUUGGCAUAAGGACUGUGAUGCUCAUGAAAGUAUUGAUGAUGAAGUUGUGAAGGACUUACUUAAAAUCUUCCAAGUAUUUGUGGUGGAAUAUUUUGGUCUUUCAGUGGUAUAAUGUAAGGAAAGUAUUGCUUGUGCAGCAACCAUUGUGAUUUAAAUUUCAGGAGCACUUCACGGUACCAUUCAUCCCACAAAAUAUUUUUGUGUUCUAUCACCCUACCAAACCAUUUUUUCACGAAAAGUGAAGAAAAAUAAAAUCCAAAGUCACUGAUUGACCAGCAAAAUUUGAAUAGUUGAAAAUAUUUUUAGUCACUAUAUUUUUAAAAAGAUGUGUUGAAGAUUUUGUUUUGAUUACAAAUUAUUUGUACCCAAAUUUCUUACAUGGUUAUGAUGAUGGAAAAAGGAAGUUUUUUUUAAUGCCCGAAAAAAAAAAAAAAAGUAAGCAGAGUCUGUGCUCAGUAAGGUUCU
Messenger RNA from Pocillopora meandrina, 8420 nucleotides. NCBI's taxonomy places the organism in Eukaryota, Metazoa, Cnidaria, Anthozoa, Scleractinia, Pocilloporidae. The record is from the annotation of a GenBank genome assembly.